This is a messenger RNA of Lagopus leucura (white-tailed ptarmigan), 3573 nucleotides long. RefSeq names its product cadherin 20 (gene CDH20). Gene Ontology annotation, biological process: calcium-dependent cell-cell adhesion; homophilic cell-cell adhesion; adherens junction organization. Gene Ontology annotation, molecular function: calcium ion binding; cadherin binding. Lineage: Eukaryota; Metazoa; Chordata; Aves; Galliformes; Phasianidae. The record is from RefSeq and is a predicted model, not a curated record. The coding region runs from base 198 to 2594 and encodes 798 amino acids. The transcript is spliced from 12 exons. Gene Ontology annotation, cellular component: adherens junction; plasma membrane; catenin complex.
GUGAGGUCGCAACCGGCGAGAGGGGCAGCCCCAGCGCCGGGGAGGCAGCCCGGAGCUUCUGCGCGUAGCGAGGAGGCUGUGAUUCUCAGAACCAGGAUCUCUCUUGGACAUUUCAAAGGACUACACACAAGACUUGCUUUCUUCUCAAGGGACCUAAGAUACUGUGUUUUGACUUUUAAGUCAGCCCUAGUAUACGGAUGUGGACUUCAGGUAGAAUGAGCAAUGCAAAGAACUUGUUUGGACUUGGGGUCUCCUUGUACUUUUGGGGACUGAUGGACCUAACUACAACUGUGCUGUCAGGAAGUGCCAGGCCCCUCACUGAAGGGCCAGAAGACAACCUGUCAGACAAGUUGCAUCAGCGAAUGAAGAGGAGCUGGGUGUGGAACCAGUUCUUCGUUCUGGAGGAAUACACGGGAACGGAUCCUCUCUACGUUGGGAAGCUCCACUCUGACAUGGACAGAGGAGAUGGUUCCAUCAAAUACAUCCUCUCAGGAGAGGGAGCUGGCAUCGUGUUUACAAUUGAUGAUACCACGGGGGACAUUCAUGCUAUUCAGAGACUGGACAGAGAAGAAAGGUCACAGUAUACCCUGCGAGCACAGGCUCUGGACAGACGAACAGGCCGGCCGAUGGAACCGGAGUCUGAGUUCAUCAUCAAAAUCCAAGACAUCAAUGACAAUGAGCCCAAGUUCCUGGAUGGACCUUAUGUGGCCUCUGUUCCAGAAAUGUCACCUGUGGGCACCUCUGUAAUUCAGGUGACAGCAACAGAUGCUGAUGACCCAACCUAUGGGAACAGCGCAAGAGUUGUGUACAGCAUUCUCCAAGGACAGCCAUAUUUCUCUGUGGACUCUCGGACAGGCUUAAUUAGGACAGCUCUGAUGAACAUGGACAGAGAAGCAAAAGAGUAUUACGAAGUGAUUGUCCAGGCCAAGGAUAUGGGUGGACAGCUGGGAGGAUUAGCUGGAACAACCACAGUCAACAUCACGCUCUCUGAUGUCAAUGACAACCCACCCAGAUUUCCACAGAAGCACUACCAGAUGAGUGUGCUGGAGUCUGCUCCUGUCAGCUCCACCGUGGGCCGCGUGGUUGCUAAAGACCUGGACGAAGGCAUUAACGCAGAGAUGAAGUACAGCCUCGUGGAUGGAGAUGGGCUGGAUGUCUUUGAUAUUAAUACCGAUCCUAAUUACCAAGUUGGCAUCAUAACUGUGAGAAAGCCUUUAAGCUUUGAGAGCAAGAAAAGCUACACCUUGAAAGUCGAAGGUGCCAACUCCCACCUGGAGAUGCGCUUCCUGAACUUGGGUCCUUUCCGAGAUACCACCACUGUCCACAUCAGCGUGGAGGAUGUGGAUGAGCCUCCUGUUUUCGAGCCCAGUUUUUACUUUGUGGAGGUGCCUGAGGAUGUGGAGAUUGGGGCCACCAUACAGAUCAUUUCUGCCAAGGAUCCGGAUGUGACCAACAAUUCAAUCAGGUACUCGAUUGACAGGAGCAGUGAUCCGGGGAGGUUCUUCUAUGUUGACGUCACUUCAGGAGCACUGAUGACUGCAAGACCUCUGGACCGGGAGGACGUUUCCUGGCACAACAUCACAGUGCUGGCUAUGGAGCUGAACAACCCCUCACAGGUGGGCAGUGUCUCCGUCACGGUGAAAGUCCUGGAUGUGAACGACAACGCGCCAGAGUUUGCGAGGUUCUACGAAGCUUUUGUUUGUGAAAAUGCCAAAGCAGGACAGCUGAUCCAGACAGUGAGCGCCAUUGACCGGGAUGACCCACAGGAGGGUCAGCACUUCUACUACAGCCUGGCUCCAGAGGCAGCCAACAACCCCAACUUUACUCUGAGGGACAAUCAAGACAACACGGCAUGGAUUUUGACGAGGCGCUCUGGCUUCAGACAGCACGAGCAGAACAUCUUUUACCUCCCCAUCCUGAUCAGUGACAACGGCCGCCCUGUGCUGAGCAGCACAGGCACGCUGACUGUGCACGUGUGCAGCUGUGACGAAGGCGGCAUGGUGAUGUCCUGCAAUGCUGAGGCCUACGUCCUCCCUGUCAGCCUGAGCAGAGGAGCACUCAUUGCAAUCCUUGCCUGCAUAUUUGUCCUGCUAGUGCUGGUGCUCCUCAUCCUCUCCAUGCGGCGCCAGCGGAAGCAGCCAUACAUCAUAGACGAGGAGGAGAACAUCCAUGAGAACAUCGUCAGGUACGACGAUGAAGGCGGCGGGGAGGAGGACACUGAGGCCUUUGAUAUCGCCGCCAUGUGGAACCCACGGGAGGCCCAGCUUGUGGUGAAAAACAGGCAGGACAUGCUCCCUGAAAUAGAGAGCCUCUCCAGAUAUGUGCCUCAGGCAUGCAUCAUGGACAACAACGUCCACAAUUACGUGCUUGCCAAGCUGUAUGAGGCUGACAUGGACCUCUGGGCUCCUCCCUUUGACUCCCUCCAGACAUAUAUGUUUGAAGGGAACGGCUCGGUGGCAGAGUCGCUCAGCUCCCUACAGUCGGUGACCACAGACUCAGACCAGAGCUACGAUUACCUGACGGACUGGGGCCCACGCUUCAAAAAGCUGGCCGAGAUGUACGGUGCCACGGACAGCAGUGGGGCCCUGUGGUAACAGACAAGGAAUUGCAGAGGGGUUUCCGUGUGAAGUGGCAUCAGAUUAGAUCCAUUCUCAUUAGAUGCUUCCAUGGACAUGGGUGAGGCCUCCUAAAAUAGCAAUACCGUGCUCCAAUGAGAAUGGGAAGAAGAGCGUGAAUGAAGGUCUCUAUGGAUCAGCUUUACUUGGUUAAAUUAAGUCAUAUUUUGAAACAGUGAGAAGCAGAAGGAAGAAAGUUUUUCUGUUUUUCUACAGAAAAAUUGGAAAGUUCCACCCCUGGAAUAUAAUGACGUUACUCUCUCCCUCCCUCUUUCUCUCUCUCAUACAUGGCAGCUUACUGAGCUCUGUAUGUCUGGGUUCAAAGACCAGCAAACACCAAUUGUAAUCUCCAACUCACAGAAGACUGGUUCCUCAUUGGUUAUUUUCCCCCAUUACAAUGGGAGAAAAAAUAAAUAAAAAAGACAUGCUUGCUAACAAGAGAAAAAAAACACAAAGCAGAAAAUUGAAACUGGAAUCUCAGAGGGCUCUUUGUAAACUAAACCUCCUUUCUCUGUUGCUAACAGAGUCCUUUCCUAAAUCUUUACAAGGAAGGCUGAGAUUAUUUUUUUUUCACCUGGCUGAGAGAGCUGGGGAAGAGGCUUUGACUUUCUGCUCUAGUUUAAUGACUGACAUGAGUCAUUGACAUUAAUACUAAUCCAUCUCCUAUUGAGUUUGUGUAAAUUUAUUCUCCUCCCGGCUCUUUAAAACCAUGACACUGCUAAACUGCUCAGAACAAAAACAGAAGAUCUGCCUCUUUUGCACUGUAGAUGUCUCUUCCAUGUGCCAAAUGUGAAGAUUAGAUUCUACCAAUGAAAGCCAAAUAAAUUUAAAAAAAGAAAAAGCUAUAUUUGGUAACUACAUGGGUUAGAUGGGCUUUCCUAAUCUGUGUGAGGUCAAUCCAAGGGAUGUUUACAUACUGUAGAUAACCUACUUGAACAAAUGCAGUAUUAUAGACCAA